This is a messenger RNA of Biomphalaria glabrata, 967 nucleotides long. RefSeq names its product tRNA 2'-phosphotransferase 1-like. The coding region runs from base 47 to 814 and encodes 255 amino acids. The record is from RefSeq and is a predicted model, not a curated record. Gene Ontology annotation, molecular function: tRNA 2'-phosphotransferase activity. Lineage: Eukaryota; Metazoa; Mollusca; Gastropoda; Planorbidae. Gene Ontology annotation, biological process: tRNA splicing, via endonucleolytic cleavage and ligation. The transcript has 8 exons.
GCCUUUGACAUAUGAUUGUGAAGCACAUUCAAACAGGAUCAUAACAAUGGCCAAGGCUCACAAGCCCAAGAAUGACAGAUCAAAUACAACAGACUCAGUGGUAAAAGUUUCCAAAGCACUGUCUUAUUUAUUAAGACAUGGAGCAGAAAAAAGAGGUUUAAAACUACUGCCAGGUGGAUUCCUCUUUCUUGAUGACAUAUUGCAACUUCAGGAUUUUCAUUCUGUAACUGUAGAUGAAAUAAAACAUGUUGUAGAAACCAAUGAUAAGAAAAGAUUUACAUUAGAAACAGACUUAGAGUCUGGCAAGUUAAGGAUAAAAGCUAAUCAAGGACACAGCAUCAAGGUUGAAGAUCUUGAACUGCAGCCUAUUACAGAUGCAACAAAAUAUCCAAUAGUUGUUCAUGGAACAUAUGUACGACCAUAUAAACAAAUAGAAAAAGAGGGUCUGAAACCAAUGGGGAGGAUGCAUAUUCACUUUGCUCCUGGUGAACCUGGACAUCAUGAAGUUAUUAGUGGUAUGAGAAAUUCCUGCACGGUUCUAAUUUAUUUAAAUUUACAAAAGGCUAUGCAAGAUGGCAUAGAGUUUUUUCUGUCUCCAAAUAAAGUGAUACUUUCUCCUGGUAAUAUAGAUAAAGUCAUUCCACCAGCUUAUUUUGACAAAGUUAUUAACAGAAAAACAGGAGACAAGCUUUUACAAGAUGGAGUUCCCCUAAAUAUUGAAAAAGAAGAACUGGAAUCCCAAUCUAGUAUUGUAACUGCUGAAGAUAUCGCCAAUGAAUUUGACAAAAAGAAAAACAGGAGAAAAAAGAAAUAAUGAAGUUGAUAUUUAAGUUUUUAAAUUGUUAUAUAUUAUUUUAAUCUUUUGUUUUUACUGCCACAGUUUUUAUUACAGCCUUUGGUAAAUCCAUGCUUAAUACUAGUAAUUUCAUGAAAGAAAAAGAGAAAGGAAUAAAUUAAUAUAUUAGCA